Uranotaenia lowii is the source of this 1989-nucleotide messenger RNA. RefSeq names its product probable cytochrome P450 28a5. Lineage: Eukaryota; Metazoa; Arthropoda; Insecta; Diptera; Culicidae. The record is from RefSeq and is a predicted model, not a curated record. The transcript is spliced from 3 exons. The coding region runs from base 475 to 1974 and encodes 499 amino acids. Gene Ontology annotation, molecular function: oxidoreductase activity, acting on paired donors, with incorporation or reduction of molecular oxygen; monooxygenase activity; iron ion binding.
UUUUUGAUAAUUUUUUUUAUAACUCAGCAUUGCAAUCUUCGGCAAAGCAACAAUCUCAUCGAACAGUAAGAAGUUGAUCAUAAUAUCAACAGCCAUCGUUUAACCCUUGGAGUAGUGGGUUUGACUGGCAGUAUUUCAUUCAAUUGAGAUUCCAAAACGGUAACGUUCGAACACCAUCCACGCCAUUCAAGAUUAUUUGUUGCUUUGCGCUCUUCCAAAACCAGAAUCGAAAAAGCGUGCUUCUAUAUUUAAAUUUCUGCUCGGGAUGAUGGAGACAUUGUUCCUCGGGACCAUCACACUUGAUUUCGUUCGUUCGUUCGUAAACAAAAUAUUCCAAAAAAACGGAUCACACAUGCUCAACAAAAUCGCCGCUCAUGCUGCGCAAAAAUAAAACGAUGAACACUUCUCCAGUCCGUUUCAGUGUCUGUCCGGAUGUUCGUGGGGGACCAUUCGAAUCUCUAGAAAAUCGACAAGAUGUUGCUCAUAAUAAUAAGUUUGAUUUUGAUUGCCCUUGGGAUACUCUAUUUAUAUCUAGUUUGGAAUUUCGGUUACUGGAAGAAACGCAACGUCCCUGGACCCGAUCCUUUGCCGUUUCUGGGAAAUUUUCCCGCCUUUAUUUUACGCAAUCAUCCAUUGGUUGAGGAUUUCGAUAAGAUCUAUCGGGAAUACAAGUCGAAGUUCAACUUCGUGGGCGUUUUUAGUCAACGGGCGCCUCGGAUCCUGAUCACUUCCCCAGAACUUGGGCGGGACAUUUUGAGCAAGCACUUCAAACACUUCCACGACAACGAAUUCGGAAACAUAACGGACAAGGAGUCUGAUCCACUUUUUGGCCGGAAUCCCUUCUUUCUGGAGGGCGAAGAAUGGAAACAGAUGAGGGCGGAGAUCACGCCGGCCUUCACAUCAUCCCGGAUGAAAGCCCUCUAUUCAUUGGUCGAAGACGUAGCUGCCAGAAUGACAACGUACGUGAAGAAAAAUCGGGGUACAACAUUGGAAACCAAGGAACUGGCAGCCAAAUUCACAACCGAUGUCGUCUCCAACUGCAUUUUCGCUGCAGAUGCACAAUCUUUCACGAAUGAUAAAGCCGAGAUUAGGGAACAGGGCCGUAAGCUGAUGGACAAUUCGUUCUGGUUUAUUUUUGCCAUGAUGACCAAAGCUGCCUCGCCGGCACUCGCCAGGCUGUUGAACUUGAGUUUGAUAAAGAAAGAUAUCGAGCAGUUCUUCACCAAUCUGAUGAAGCAAGCCAUUCAGGUACGAGAAUCAAGCUCCGUUAAACGGGCUGAUUAUCUCGAUUAUCUUAUCGGGCUGAAGAAUAAGAAAGAGAUAUCGGAAAUAGAUAUGGCAGCUCACGGAGUUACUUUCUUCAUUGAUGGGUUCGAAACAUCCAGUGUUGCUCUGUCAUUCACAUUGUAUGAAUUGGCAAAAAAUCCUGAUGUUCAGAAACGUUUGCGUGAGGAAUUGGUUAAAGCAAUAGCUGACGAUGGAUCGAUUUCCUAUGAGGCUAUCCAGGAUCUACCAUACUUGGAUCAAGUCAUAAGUGAAACCUUACGCCUCUGGCCUCCAGGGGCAUGGAUCUCGAAAAAAUGUACGAUCCCAAUCGAGCUGGAACUGAAGCCAAACGAACCCGUACUUAUCGAGAAGGAUGUGUGCGCUAUGAUUAGCAUCUGGUCUAUACAACGCGAUCCGGAGUACUUUGAAAAUCCCCUGAAAUUCGACCCGGAUCGUUUCAGUCCUGAAAAUGGUGGCAUCAAUCCGUACCGCGAGAAAGGAUGCUAUAUUCCAUUCGGAGAAGGUCCACGUCAGUGUCUAGGGAUGCGCUUCGCACGCAUGCAAGUGAAGCGAGGAAUUUUCGAAAUUAUCAAAAACUUUGAAAUUACAGUCAACCCCAAAACCAGGGAUCCUCUAUCGUUGGAUCCGAAAGAAUUUUUAACCAUGGCAUUGGGAGGUGUUUGGUUGGAUUUUGAACCUAUAGAAUAAGUUUUUUUUAAAUGA